AUGCAGAGAGCCCUCGGUUCCAGGACCUCCGUCCUUUCCGCUGCUUCCAAGCGCGCCCCUCUCUACAGAUCCUCCGGUGUCAACCUGCAGCAGCAGCGUUUUGCCCACAAGGAGCUCAAGUUCGGCGUUGAGGCUCGUGCUCAGCUCCUCAAGGGUGUUGACACCCUUGCCAAGGCUGUCACCUCCACCCUCGGUCCUAAGGGUCGCAAUGUCCUUAUUGAGUCUCCCUAUGGCUCCCCCAAGAUCACUAAGGACGGUGUGAGCGUCGCCAAGGCCAUCACCCUCCAGGACAAGUUUGAGAACCUCGGUGCCCGCCUCCUCCAGGAUGUCGCCUCCAAGACCAACGAGAUUGCUGGUGACGGUACCACCACUGCCACUGUUCUCGCCCGUGCUAUCUUCUCUGAGACCGUCAAGAACGUUGCUGCUGGUUGCAACCCCAUGGAUCUCCGUCGCGGUAUCCAGGCUGCCGUUGAUGCCGUCGUUGAAUACCUCCAGCAAAACAAGCGUGACAUUACCACCGGUGAGGAGAUCGCUCAGGUCGCUACCAUCUCCGCCAACGGUGACACCCACGUCGGCAAGCUCAUUUCCACUGCUAUGGAGAGAGUUGGCAAGGAGGGUGUGAUCACCGUCAAGGAGGGCAAGACCCUUGAGGAUGAGCUUGAGAUCACCGAGGGUAUGCGUUUCGACCGCGGUUUCACCUCCCCCUACUUCAUCACCGACACCAAGGCCCAGAAGGUCGAGUUUGAGAAGCCCUUGAUCCUUCUCUCUGAGAAGAAGAUCUCCGCCGUCCAGGACAUCAUCCCUGCCCUCGAGGCCUCCACCACCCUCCGCCGCCCCCUCGUCAUCAUCGCUGAGGACAUUGAGGGUGAGGCUCUUGCCGUCUGCAUCCUGAACAAGCUCCGGGGUCAGCUUCAGGUUGCUGCCGUCAAGGCCCCCGGCUUCGGUGACAACCGCAAGAGCAUCCUCGGUGACUUGGCCGUCCUCACCAACGGUACCGUCUUCACCGACGAGCUCGACAUCAAGCUCGAGAAGCUCACCCCCGACAUGCUCGGAUCCACUGGCUCCAUCACCAUCACCAAGGAGGACACCAUCAUUCUCAACGGUGAGGGCAGCAAGGACAACAUCGCCCAGCGCUGCGAGCAGAUCCGCGGCGUCAUGGCCGACCCCGGUACAUCCGAGUACGAGAAGGAGAAGCUCCAGGAGCGCCUUGCCAAGCUCUCCGGUGGUGUUGCCGUCAUCAAGGUCGGUGGUGCCUCCGAGGUUGAGGUCGGUGAGAAGAAGGAUCGUGUCGUCGAUGCUCUGAAUGCCACCCGUGCCGCUGUUGAGCAGGGUAUCCUUCCCGGUGGUGGUACUGCCCUUCUCAAGGCCUCCGCCAACGGUCUUGGCAACGUCAAGACCGCCAACUUUGACCAGCAGCUCGGUGUCAGCAUCAUCAAGAACGCCAUCACCCGCCCUGCCCGCACUAUCGUUGAGAACGCCGGCCUUGAGGGCAGCGUCAUCGUCGGCAAGCUCACUGAUGAGUUCGCCGGCGACUUCAACCGUGGUUUCGACAGCUCCAAGGGCGAGUACGUCGACAUGAUUGCCACCGGUAUCGUCGACCCUCUCAAGGUUGUCCGCACCUCUCUGGUUGACGCCAGUGGUGUUGCCUCUCUCCUCGGUACCACCGAGGUCGCCAUUGUUGAGGCUCCUGAGGAGAAGGGUCCUGCCGCUCCCGCUGGCAUGGGUGGUAUGGGUGGUAUGGGCGGCAUGGGCGGUGGCAUGUUCUAA
Aspergillus saccharolyticus JOP 1030-1 is the source of this 1767-nucleotide messenger RNA. It is a transcript of the gene hsp60, whose product is annotated as chaperone ATPase HSP60. Gene Ontology annotation, molecular function: ATP-dependent protein folding chaperone; ATP binding; protein-folding chaperone binding. NCBI's taxonomy places the organism in Eukaryota, Fungi, Ascomycota, Eurotiomycetes, Eurotiales, Aspergillaceae. Gene Ontology annotation, cellular component: mitochondrial inner membrane; mitochondrial matrix. Bases 1 to 1767 code for a protein of 588 amino acids. The transcript is spliced from 3 exons. The record is from RefSeq and is a predicted model, not a curated record. Gene Ontology annotation, biological process: mitochondrial unfolded protein response; protein import into mitochondrial intermembrane space; protein refolding.